CCACGAUCCAUAGUACCACGUGGUGAGAUCACUUACAUCCGACAUCGACGCUGAAGACCGCUAAUUAAUUACCUCAAAAGGGCCACGCGAUGCCUCCAUUUCUCUCCAAAGUCUGGUUCCGCCCACGUAAGAAGCAAGACAAGGACCAACCAGAUGCUUCUAGACGAGUUUCAGACCCUUCUUUGCUUGAAGGAAAAUUUGAACGAGUUUCUCCAAAUCUCUCCCCCGUUGGCGACAGCUUUUCCGGUGAGCUGGCAGGGAGUGGUCAUGAGCAGGAGAAGGAAGGAAAGAGGGAGAAAGAUAAAGGGGGAAGACCAUCGAAGGAGCCUUUUUCACUUCUUCGGAGCAAAUCAGCAGAGCCCUCUGCUUCGUCGGACUCCUCUACGCGGAAUCGGGACUACUACCUUCCAUUGAAUCUUCCUGGUCCGAAGGGUGAUUCCAGAAUACGACCGCUAGGAGUUGUGUUUGAAGGAGAUGCAGAUCCGGAAGGAGUUCUCUCAGAUGCAGUGAUUGGAAGGCGACAGUUAUCUCCUCAGGAAACAUUGACUUUAGUUCGCGUAUGCUCGCAGGAGAUAAUGGCCAGAGGUCUAGAGACACUUGGAAUAAUGCACCCUCAUUGGUAUUCAGCUUCACGGGAAACACAGCGGAGAAUCAUCUCGCUCUUCAUACAAUCUUUGGCAACCAACGGCCCACCAAACACACUCUCUACCGAUACUUCCCCUUCAUCUUCCUCCUUCGAUUCACAAAUCGUUUCAACUCGCCCGCAUGACGUAGCUGCUGUUUUGCGGUGGGCUGUCCGCCAUCUUCAACUCGAGGGGUCGUCGUUCGGGAUAGACAAGCACUGGUAUCAAACAUUCUUCGAUGCUGAAAGGAACGCAUCCUAUCCUCCCCGUGCUUUCACCGAAAAACUCGUGCCCCUGGUUUCGAAGCACCAUCUUGACCUCCUAAAUGCUACGUUAGCGCUGGUCUCUUCGCUUGCCGCUCAUGCUGAAGCGAAUAGCAUCAGUGGAAGCAAACUCAGCAUGUUACUGGGUUUGUGUCUGUUUACAUCUCAGCGGUCGGAAGCGGGUGAUGACUGGCAGACGUUUUAUACUCGCUGGGAAAGGAAUGGUCGGAUGUUGGAGCACUUGUUUUUGUGCCAAAUCAGGGAUGAGGCUGCCGUUAAUCCCGUACCCAAGCGACUGACGGAACUUACUCGACAAUACCCCUAUUCAUCUGCGCCAAGCUCUGAAGGACUUCUUGCCCGUUCUCGGUUCUCAACUCUUCGGUACGAUGCGUUAUACGUCCGUGUUGAAUCAGAGCUACCGCAUUCAGAUUUCAAACCAACAAAGUCUUUGAUAUACCUUCUUCAAACAGCACUCAAGGCCGAGCUCAUUGGGGCCAACGGAGAAACCAAGGUACUAUGGGAGAAGCUUAGGCAAGUUGUUUCCGCCGAUGGGGAAAUUGACAUCUACAAGAUCCUUUCCGAUGAGACUAUCCAACUUUUCUCUCUCGCUGAUCCCAUUAUCACCACCGGUCCCGCCCUUAAGCUGGAUAUUCCGAAUGGUGGCACUCGGAGAAGGUCUUUGUCUCUAGAUGGAAGGGAACAGCACGGACCACCUGCACCUUCCUCAAGUCGGCGCCAGCAAAGUGCUUUUGAAGCAACCAGCUCCCCCACGGCGCAGAGUAGCGGCGACAAUCAAAUCGGGUUGGAUUGGUCACAAUUCUCGACUAGUGGAUUCCUUGAUUCCGGAGUUCUAGGAGCACCUCUGGCUGAGACUCUGUUGGACAAGGAUCUUGAAGUCACCAAACCUCCCUCAGGAACUCCACCAGGAAGGAAGUCACCCAGUAGGAAAUCAUCUGAACGGAGAGGCGUCGUCGGAAAAGGACGAAAGUCAUUGGAUGCUCUGCCUCCGAUCACUAUCCCAAAUUCCCCCACAACUAAAGGAGAGCAGAAAGACCAGCCAAACGACAACGAAUCCACGGUCGUUUCACGUACCACUCAAGUGUCUCUCGUCAAGCUGGACGAAGCCUUCAUCGAUUUCUGGGCAGACGCGGUUUUGGAUCCUAUUUCUGAGAGUUGGCCUCGGUUCGCUAUAUGCCGAUUGGUACCUCUCCCUGGUAUAGAGGUUGAAGUUGCCGGUAAAGGUCCCAAACCUCUGGAAUGGAUGGUCGUUGAGCAGAAACUCGUGAAACCUACUCCUCCUCCUGAACCAGUCCCCUCGUCCGCAGCAGAGACCGUUUCCCCCACUGUGGAAUCGUCACGCCCGACGUCCCCGAGACCGUCGAUGAAGUCGUUCGGAUCCUCAGCGAAGAAGAGGUUCACGUUUUGGUCGUCGUCUGACAAGGAUAGGGACCACGAUGACGACAAGGGAAAGUCGAAGAAGAAGGGUGUAUCUUCGUCGCCCAAGGUUGGAGAAAUGGGUGAGAUUCUGAAGGAGGAGGAUGAAGGCCCUGUGAAUGAUAACGUUGUUCAAGAACGAAAACGUCAGGAGAUACCGGCUCUGAAGGAGGAGAGGGGGAAGGUUAGCAAUGCUGGUGCUUCGGCUGGAGCGGGCGCGCUCGCCACUGGCAUCGUUGCGGCCGGAGUUGCUACGGGCGCCACGUCGGGUGCUGUUGAUGAGGGUAAGAACGAGAGGUCGGAAGUCGAGCCAGCAGAGGAGAAAGUGAUAGAAGCACCCAAGGAAAUGAAAGUCAACGACGAGGGCGAUGAGAGCAAGAUUGAGGAGAAGGUGGCCGUUUCAGAGUCAGAUUCAACCGCUGACAUAACUGCAGCAGCGGCAGGAGUCGUUCCCGGUUCCAUCACAGAGGACGAGAAGAAAGAAACCGAAUCGCAUGUUGUUUCCGACGCACAGGUCAAGGUGCCCGACGAUGCCGCUACUACCACAGGACUUGCAGACGUACCGACCGCAGGAGAAUUCAAAACUGUAAAUGGGGCGGGGGUUUCCGCGCCCGUGGCUCUUGCGGUCGAGAACGAAGCCGAAGUUGCUUCCCCCCCAGGAUUGAAUGUAGCCAAAGUUGCGCCCCCAACGUCUGUUGACCUUUCCUCAGAACCAAUUCAGGCUACCCAAGGCGUUAUACCGCCCUCGGGGACUGCUGCACCUGAAGAGGUCACCGAAGCUGUUGUUCCCUCAAUUCAGCCUGAAGAAGUCUCUCCUGUCGAGAUGACUGUAGCUGAUGAAGUACCUGUAGAGACUGCAGCUGUGGUUUCCGAACAUGUAGGCACUGUAGAAGAGGUUUCACCGCCUGUUGAAACGCCUGCAGGCAAAGACGUUGAGACCGCGGUCGAAGCAGCUCCACCCGUAGAGAAGGGUGCACCUGAGGAAGCCAAUGAAACUUUUGAGCAUACCAACGGGAAGACACCCAUGCACGACGAGAAAGAGGCGCCCGCGACUCUACUUGCGCAGACAUCCGACGUGGUGGAGAUUUCAGAACCUCUAAGUCAACCUGAAGCGACAGAGGCGGAAGAAGUUGCUUCAGAGGUCGACCACGUUGAGGAGGCACAUGUAAAGGCGGUAGUCGAGCCCCCCGCAGAGGUUUCUCCUCGUGAAGUGGUUGAAGAGACAACGGCUGAAGCCCAGGAACCCAAAUCCAUUUUCGUCGAUGAGGAGCUGCAAUCCCACCCUGUUGCCAUCUCAGAAGAGAAAGUGGAAGUUGAGAGUGAACCUGUUCACAGACCGGCCGACGAUUCGAAUGUGCCGGGGCCGGUCACUCAAGAGGGUUUAGAGGAAUCUAAACCCGCCAUUAUCGACGAGCAGACGGAACAAGAUACAGCCGUUUCUUCCGAGCCUCAGGUUCUCUCAUCAGAUGUUCCAGUAAUGCAGUCAUUGGAGACACAAGACGAAACCGUUCAGCAUGAUCCACAGCCAAUUGGAACUGACGUCGAGCCCAUAUCGAGUGCAGCUAUCACGGACAUCAAGGAUGACGACGCGUCAGCCGUACCCCCAGAAGACACCAAAGUUGGGAGUGUGCCCCAAUCUCAUACUGAGACGGUUGAAGCAGGAGCAGUUGAAGACGUUGCUGCAGCAGGCGAUGAAGAAGCAAAACAAGUUACAUCCGAACAUUCUUUGGAGGACAGCGGGGAAGUUAUGACGACCAACGAGACCAUAGAACCGGCCAAGAAGGAACUGGACGGGAUCACUUCCAACGGGCAUACGGAAGCACCGUUGACAGUUACGGAUCCUGUCGAGGGUGGUGCAGGCGAGAAACCAGCCACAGUCGAAGAACCAAACAACGGGAAGAAAAUUGAGCCUGAAUCGCCACUUACCGCAGCGGAUGUUUUGCCCCAGGUACUUGGAAUAGGUGAUGACGAGGAAGGCGUGAAAGGAGCUCCAGUUCUGGCGGAGUACGAGUCUCAGGCCACUCAGUUGACGGACGAGAUACCUCCUGUCGAAGAUGACAAGGUGCAAGUUGGUACUGAAGCCGUUGAAAAGACCCGAAAUAUUACUGAUGAAACAUACGAACACGUAGAAAGCGAGGCGGCUCAAACAUCGCAACAGGAGAAGGAAGUGGAAGUGCUGGACGAAACGCUAGAGAAGAAGCCAGAGGAUGCUCUCGUUCAUACCGACUUAAUACAUGACAAUUCGGCAGCGGCAGAGAACGCUGUAUCACUUCCUCCUGUACCGGUUGUCGAGGCGGAAGCAAUACCCCCAGUUGAGCCUACAUUCAUCCCAGACUCUCCUCCCACAAAGCCCCUUGCGACACACGCCUACGCCGAUGCCACGCCAGUUGUUGACGAUGCCCUUCCACCCGCACCGGCGAGUGUGGUCUUGUCUGGUGAUACACCUGGACCCGAGAUUGCGUUGAGCUCAAGCGAACCUGCUGCCCAACAACUUGCAUCAGACGUUGCUCGUCCGAAUCAAGGAAACGGAAGCGACAAAGAAGAAGUUGGUUCCGCACCCACUCAUACCCAAGAGCCUGUAAAAGAUGUCCAAGAAGCAUGACUUCGUUCACUACUGCUGGCUCAUUCCCUUUGAUACCCUAUUCAUGUCAGUCUACUGGUGUUAUCUGUCUCAUUUACGCAGCGCUUCUAUCUGUUCAUUUCCAACUCGUAAUGUGAGAUUACAAUCACACAACACGCCAUACAGUGUUAUUCAAUACCACCC
Molecule: messenger RNA, 5084 nt
Organism: Marasmius oreades (fairy-ring Marasmius)
Lineage: Eukaryota; Fungi; Basidiomycota; Agaricomycetes; Agaricales; Marasmiaceae
Exons: 5
Coding region: 90-4922 (1610 amino acids)
Source: RefSeq, a predicted model, not a curated record